GCGGAAGUAGACGUUCAGAACCGGGCUAGGCGGCGCCGAGGCCACAUCCGGGAGAGGCGAGGAGAGCGGAAGUGGCGUUGGUCUGGCCGGAGCCCUUGGGUGAAAUUGUUAGGCGUGGAGAGGGAGUGAUGUCUUCCAGACUCGGUGCAGUCCCCGCUACCCCGGGACCCACGUCCUUUAAGCAGCAGAGGAGCACCAGGAUCGUGGGAGCUAAGAAAUUGGAUCAUUUCUAUUGCUCUGUCUUCAAGUUCACAGACUCUUUCCUCAGUCAUCUUCAUUCUGCUACUGAACCCAUGCAUGCCGAGAAUCGAACCCAGUGCCUCACACAUGCCAGUAGCAGGACCCAGUGCUCCAUAAAGGAUAAUAGUUUCCAGUACACUAUCCCUCACGAUGACUCCUUAAGCGGCUCAUCAUCUGCCUCUUCAUGUGAACCAGUGAGUGAUUUUCCAGCAUCCUUCCGAAAAUCUACCUACUGGAUGAAAAUGAGGAGAAUCAAACCAGCUGGAACUUCUCGUACUGAAGGGUCAGGUGGAGUAUCAGCAAAAGGAAAAAGGAAACCCAAGCAGGAAGAAGAUGAAGAUUAUGGUGAAUUUCCUCAGAAAAAGCAUAAGCUUUAUGGGAGGAAGCAACGGCCUAAAACUCAGCCUAAUCCCAAAUCCCAGGCUCGUCGUAUUCGGAAGGAACCACCAGUUUAUGCAGCAGGCAGUUUGGAAGAACAAUGGUACUUAGAAAUCGUGGAUAAAGGCAGUGUUUCCUGUCCUACCUGCCAGGCAGUGGGGAGGAAGACCAUAGAGGGUUUAAAGAAACACAUGGAAAACUGCAAACAGGAAAUGUUUACUUGCCAUCAUUGUGGGAAACAACUUCGUUCACUGGCAGGGAUGAAGUAUCAUGUCAUGGCGAAUCAUAAUAGUUUGCCCAUUUUGAAGGCUGGAGAUGAAAUAGAUGAACCAAGUGAGAGGGAACGGCUUCGAACAGUCCUAAAGAGACUGGGAAAGCUCAGGUGCAUGCGUGAGAGUUGCUCCAGUACCUUCACCAGCAUUAUGGGAUAUCUAUACCAUGUUAGAAAAUGUGGCAAAGGGGCUGCAGAGCUGGAGAAGAUGACCCUGAAGUGUCACCACUGUGGAAAACCAUAUAGAUCGAAGGCUGGACUUGCAUAUCACCUGAGGUCAGAGCAUGGGCCUAUUUCCUUCUUUCCAGAGUCGGGACAGCCAGAGUGCUUAAAAGAUAUGAGCCUGGAGCCAAAAAGUGGGGGGCGAGUUCAGAGGCGUUCUGCCAAGAUAGCUGUAUACCACUUGCAGGAGCUGGCCUCUGCUGAACUGGCCAAGGAGUGGCCUAAGAGGAAGGUGCUUCAGGACCUGGUACCUGAUGAUCGAAAGUUAAAAUAUACUCGCCCUGGUCUACCUACCUUCAGCCAGGAAGUACUACACAAAUGGAAGACAGAUAUCAAGAAGUAUCAUCGUAUUCAGUGUCCUAACCAGGGUUGUGAGGCUGUCUACAGUAGUGUAUCUGGCCUUAAAGCUCACCUGGGCUCUUGUACAUUGGGAAACUUUGUGGCUGGAAAAUACAAGUGUCUUCUAUGUCAGAAAGAAUUUGUAUCGGAGAGUGGUGUCAAGUAUCACAUCAACUCUGUCCAUGCUGAGGAUUGGUUUGUUGUAAAUCCAACAACCACCAAAAGCUUCGAAAAGCUGAUGAAGAUAAAGCAGCGGCAGCAGGAAGAAGAAAAGCGGAGGCAGCAGCACAGGAGCAGAAGGUCUCUUAGAAGGCGGCAGCAGCCUGGCAUUGAGCUUCCUGAAACUGAGCUGAGUCUUAGAGUAGGGAAGGAUCAGAGGAGGAAUAAUGAGGAACUGGUCGUGUCGACCUCCUGUAAGGAAUCAGAGCAGGAGCCAGUGCCCGCACAGUUCCAGAAAGUAAAGCCCCCAAAGACGAAUCAUAAACGAGGAAGGAAAUAGGCAGUCAGUGAAAGUGCUCCUAGGAGAGUGAAUGUGAUGCUCUUGUCACAGGGAACUAUGUCGGGAGGCCUGAGUGGUGGGGCUGAGCAAAGAUGCUUUCAGCUAUUUGUGUAAGGCUGUGACUUUCUCAGCUCCUUUCUCCUGUGUAAAUUUCAUUGUCUUCUCUACUAACUCACUUUCAUUCUCCCUCUUUCCCCUUUUAGUAGGUUUUCCUACUAUUCCUCUUUGGAGUCCUCUUGUUUUUCUCUUCUCUUGCCCAAAGAGCUCCCUCUUAAGGCCAAGUAUAUGCCCCUCUUGCCCUAUUCAAGAUUAAGAAACCUGUUUGGUUGUCUUUUCCUUCCUGGGGUUUGAAUGUUCUUGGAAGCUCCAUUGAUUUAGUAGCCAUUCCAUCAUCUAGCUUAUAAAACAAUUCCAAACUAAUUUUUUAAAACCAUACUGGUUUAUCAUUUUGUAUUUGUGAUAUUGUUAUAGAAGCUAGAACUGUUGUCACUUAUAUAGUAGGUUACCCUGUCCUCUUGGGAAGCAAAACUUUAUGGAGGCUGUUGUGUGUCCUCAAUAUGGUUUUAGGAUUGAAAGUAAGAAAAGGACUUAGCAAGAAAAAGCUAGAACCUCCCUCCACUGGUUAUACUGGGAAAUCUUUCUACCAGGUAGCAGUGACUAACUAGACCCACAGGCAUGAAAAGCAGCCUUAGGAGUAAUGUGGCCCAAACAUUAAAAUGACUAGAAAGAAAAAGUAGAAGCAAUAAAUACUGCUCCAAACUUUCUGGGGCCUGAAGUCUCAUCUGUUGCAAUGAUGCCCUCCUGAAGCUUGCUUUUGCUCCCUUGAUUCUAAGGAUUGAGAAAUGUCACAAUGCCCCUGACACAGUAGCCUACUGCUCCUGGUAAUGCCAUUAAGAUUGGAAAUCAUGGUGCACAUUCCUUCUGCCCUGGAUUUUACCUCACUUGUUAGUCUAUAAUCCUGCUAAGUCCUCAUCCAUUCCUUUAGACAACCCUGUGUCUGAAUUUUCUGAGAAUAUUGUCCUUCUAUCCUCUUUUAUAUAUGAAGUUCUAUCCUCUUUAUAUUCUGACACUUUGACACCAGAUGUAGAUAUUAAUCUGGAGCUGGAAAGUAAAGUUCUUUUUCUGUACCUCAUACUUACCUGGUAAUGUUUAAUGGACUCUUCCCCUUUGAGGGUGGCUUUCUCUGGAGCAUUGGUUAGAGCAGCAUUGUGUUUCUGGAUUCUCUUUCCCCUUUUGCAUAAAAUGUUGGUCUUAUAUAUUCUUGCCUAUUUUGUGGCAUAUGCCACUUAAAAAAUUAGACUUGAUGUGGAUGAAUACUACCUUUCAAAUUCUGAAGCUAUUACCACCCUUUAACUCUGUUGUUUGUGCUCCUCUGAAUAGCUUUAACAUGUGGGCUUUUGUGAAGACCACUUUCAAACAAGGGAGCAUUGAAACCUGGAUUAGAUACUGCCAGAAUAGGUAGUUUUGAAACAAGUGAAGGAAAUGGAAUGUCUACACUACAUUUUUAUUGAUAGUUGCAUCCUUAAAACCUUUCAGUAGAUGAGGGUUGUCAGGGAGGAGAAAUGAAGAAGCUAUGUUAAUUUCUGGUGAGUAAGACUUGGGGAAUGUUUGGCAAUGACAAAAGAAAUAAAUGGCUCUCACUUAGAAUGGUGUUUCCAGUUGUUUUUUGAUUUCGACCUGGACCUGCUGCUUGACUCUUUGCUGGUGCUGUAUGUGGGGCUAAGAAGAUGGCUGGAGGUGGGGAUGAGUCUGAAAUAAGUCCAUAUGCAAUUGUCUCAGUAGUUCUAUAACUCCUCAAAUGAAGAAUUUGAGGCUAAAGUGAAAUGAUACGGGAAAUAUAUUGUCCUGUUUCAUCCAGGCCCCUUGUAGUACUCCUAUUCUGUUUGUUUCUCAAGGUUGAGGAUCAGCAGGAGUCAAUAUAGAUCAUCCUCAUUACACUACUCAGUUUUUAAAAAAAAUUCAUUACAGUAACUAAGUUUGGUGGUAUUGAGUAUAUCUAGGAUGUUUAGUAGUAUAAACUUUCAUGCUCAAUUUUGGAGUGUUAAUUGGCCUAAUCACUUUGAAAAUGAUUUGCCAAUAUCUAGUAAUAAUAUAAUCCUGAGGUUGAACAGCUUUGGUCCUGGGUAUAGAUAGAGAAAUUCGUUUUGCUCACUUUAGCAAGAAAGUUGAACAGGUUGAUUAUUGCAGUACUGUUUACAAUAGAGAAAUAUUGAAAAUGUGUAUCAGACUACCUAUCCACCUAAAUCUGCUCUCAUCUUCUGAAGUUAUAGGCCUGUAGGACAAAUGGCUAGACUGCUUUUUCCACUUUCCUGUCUUCUGGCAGUAAAGGGUUUGCCAGUUGAGUUCCCUCUAUGGAAUGUGAGUGUAAGUGAUAGGUAUCACUUUCCAGGCUAGCAGUUUGAAGACAGUAAGUGUACCUCUAAGCUCCCUUUCCCUUUCUGCUAUCUAGACACAGAUGAUGUUGGGGAGAACACAAAAUGGAAGAUAGUUGACUCCCUGAGUCACCCUGUGAAGGAGAAUCAUUUGCCAACCAAGAACAUUUAUCUGAGACUGUUAUGUAAGCAAGAAAUAAAUGUGUAUUUGAGACAUUA
Messenger RNA from Ictidomys tridecemlineatus (thirteen-lined ground squirrel), 4540 nucleotides. It is a transcript of the gene Znf512, whose product is annotated as zinc finger protein 512. The record is from RefSeq and is a predicted model, not a curated record. Gene Ontology annotation, molecular function: zinc ion binding. Lineage: Eukaryota; Metazoa; Chordata; Mammalia; Rodentia; Sciuridae.